Messenger RNA from Sclerotinia sclerotiorum 1980 UF-70, 570 nucleotides. RefSeq lists its product as hypothetical. The coding region runs from base 1 to 570 and encodes 189 amino acids. The record is from RefSeq and is a predicted model, not a curated record. The transcript has 2 exons. Lineage: Eukaryota; Fungi; Ascomycota; Leotiomycetes; Helotiales; Sclerotiniaceae.
AUGAUAUUAUUCGAGACAGAUACCUCAGUUUUUGAACUGAUGUGGGAUCUCGGUCUGGCAUUCUUUAUUAUUCGCAAUGCAUUCAUAUAUUUUAUCCUCACAUAUCUAUCAUCCAUCUUUUUAUCAUAUAUCACAUUGAAUCGACUUAUACCAUACAAUCAUCUCACAGCACCAGCACGAGAAGUCAUCGCUUUUCCAAUAUAUAUUCUUACCGUGGCAUUAUGGGCAAGGACUGUAAUUGUAUAUAAUGACAUUCCACGCGCUCCAGGAUUUAGGAUGGCAGUUGGCUUGGUGGCUGGGUUGUUCAUGGUGAUUGCCGAGUUAGUAGGAGGUGUCGUGUUAUGGGAGGAGGGGUACAAGGAAUGGAUAUGGGAGACGGAUUUACUCGGCGCGGUGUUGGGGAUAUUGUCAUUGAUGUUGUUGGAGGGAAUGCCAUGGAUGUUGAUGGUGCUCGAAAAGGGUGAGAUGAGUGAGGCUACUCAUAGCCACGGGCAAAAGUCAAUCACAGGUGCUGUACCAAUGAUUGGAAAGACGGAGAAGAAAAAAAUUGAAGACGAGAGGAUAAAUUGA